GUGAAAGCUGUUACGCACACUGAAGGAUUGACGCCAAUAACUUUUCGAUUCACAAGUUUGAAUAAGAAACUACAAUCCCAAUGUCUUCCAACGACUACUACGGAGGUGGCGGCGGCGGCGGUGAUGAGUACCAACGAGGUGACAACCGCCGUCAAGAGGGUGGCUACGGUGGAGGCGGCAAUGAUGACUACCAACGAGGCGAUGACCGCCGCCAGGAAGGCUAUGGCGGGGGUGGUAGGGGCGAUGACUACCAACGAGGCGAGAAUCGCCGCCAAGAAGGAGGGUAUGGCGGAGGUGGUGGUGAUGACUAUCAACGAAGCGAGAACCGCCGCCAAGAAGGAGGGUACGGCGGAGGUGGUGGUGAUGACUACAAUCGAGGGGGCGGUGGCCGCGACGAGUAUAGCUCUCGUCAACAUGGAGGAGGAGGAGGCUAUGGUGGCAAUAGUUCGUACGAUAACAACAACAACAACUCAAGCUACGGAGGCGGCAACAGUGGUGGCAAUGAGUCUUAUGGACAUCAAUCCGAUCAUGGUCGUCGUCAGGAGGACUCGUACUCGGAAGGGCAGCACCGUUAUGGUCAAGGUCAAGGACAAUCCGACGAUGACUUCUCUGGAGCAGCCCAGCAUGCCAACCAACAUGCCGGCAACAGCGCUGAUGGAGACCUUUUCAGCUCAGUGCUAAGCUCUCUCUCGGGCAACAAGCAUCAGAUCCAGAACGAGAGCAUUGAUGAGCAGGACGCUGUCCGACAGCAUCAGCAAUAUUACGGCAACCAGGGCAGCGGCGGCGGCCAAGCAACAUCUGGUGGAAUUGGAGGUGCAGCUGCUAUGCAGGCCAUGAAGAUGCUCAGCCAGGGAGGGGGUAACCACAGCCAAUCGGGAGGCGGUGGCCAAAAUGCAUUUAUUGGUAUGGCUAUGGGACAAGCAGCCAAGCUGUUCGACCAGCAAAGUGCCCAGGGCAAUGUGCAGAGUGGGAGCAAGCAGAGUGCAGUCGAGAGCGCAGCUAAGAUGGCCCUGAAGAUGUAUAUGCAGGGAGGUUCUUCCGGUGGUUCAACCGGCGGAGGUCUCGGCGGCUUGAUGGGCAUGGCAAGCAAAUUCAUGCAGUAGAGAGUCAUCGUGGUGGUGAUGAAUUGCCACGGCAAUCUAGCAUAGGAAACAAAAGUAUAUCCAAGCAAAAAUAGGGAGCAAGCAAAAAUAGGGAGCCUCCUGCAAU
This is a messenger RNA of Sphaerulina musiva SO2202, 1209 nucleotides long. RefSeq lists its product as uncharacterized. The coding region runs from base 81 to 1103 and encodes 340 amino acids. The transcript has 2 exons. Lineage: Eukaryota; Fungi; Ascomycota; Dothideomycetes; Mycosphaerellales; Mycosphaerellaceae. The record is from RefSeq and is a predicted model, not a curated record.